Messenger RNA from Gryllus bimaculatus (two-spotted cricket), 802 nucleotides. Lineage: Eukaryota; Metazoa; Arthropoda; Insecta; Orthoptera; Gryllidae. The record is from the annotation of a GenBank genome assembly.
AGUGAAACUAAUUAGCGUGAGAUCGGAGACUGUCCAAUAGGUACUAGAAAUUAUUGUGGAAAUGAUGAGUUACAAAUAUGGAACUUCGGUGCAAAAAUGCAACAUGCAUUAUAAGAAUAGCAGACAAAUAGAAGAAGAGACAGAAGAGAUUGCAGUGACAACAGGGAGAGGAGUAGAAGGUUCCUGCCGGUUGCUGAAAUCUGAGUUUGGAUUAUUGGUAAAUCCCGUGGGGUGCGCCGCGCGUGGCCCGAGUGCAGCCACCACCGCCACGACUGCAUCCCGCCCACGUCGCACAACCUGCCCGCGCUGGCCGCCGCCGCCGCUGCGGCCUUCGCAGCCGUCUCCCAGACGAACACCUCCGUUCCACGAGGCUCCAGGUGAUUAAAAAUUGCCUCCAGACGUCUGAAUGCAGCUGCGACACGAUAUACGCCGUGUGCAGUACACUUCUCUUGACAUAUCGUAGGAGAAUUUCCACCAGGAAAGAAAAAUUACGCCCUCCUUGGUGAGAAAACUUACGACAACAUUAACUUUGGUAAAGAAGGAAAUGUGACGACUUAGCGUUGAAUGCGUGACAAACAUUGCUUCAUAUUUAUACUCAUAUUGUAGAACGUUUGACGCCUAUAGUGUUACAAGUUGUACUUCAUGCGUACGUUUUCGACUAGCAGCGAAAUUUGAGCAUGUUAAUGUAGAGAAUGGCUUUAUCGUAAGUUUGUAACUCUAUGUAUUGCCAAUACAAUAAUCAUUUGAUAAAAACGACUUCGAUUACAAUUUCUUGUGCCAAAAAGACAUGUAUAACAGAAGA